Nycticebus coucang (slow loris) is the source of this 2162-nucleotide messenger RNA. RefSeq names its product carbohydrate sulfotransferase 14 (gene CHST14). Gene Ontology annotation, cellular component: membrane. The record is from RefSeq and is a predicted model, not a curated record. Gene Ontology annotation, molecular function: sulfotransferase activity. The transcript has a single exon. Lineage: Eukaryota; Metazoa; Chordata; Mammalia; Primates; Lorisidae. Gene Ontology annotation, biological process: dermatan sulfate proteoglycan metabolic process; carbohydrate biosynthetic process. The coding region runs from base 206 to 1336 and encodes 376 amino acids.
GCGCCCGCCCGCCGCCCGCUCCGGCGCUGCAGCCCGGGAGUCGGCCACCCCCGCACGCGCCAGGGCCUCCCUGUCAGCCCUCCCCUCCUCCACUCCUCCCCUCCCUCGGCAGGCCCAAAUCCUCCUCCCGCCCCCAGCCCGAGCACGCCUCUCAGGCAGUCCUCAGAUCGGCCGGGCCAGCGCAGGCCCCCGCCCCGGGAGCACCAUGUUCCCCCACCCGUUGACCCCGCUGGCGGCCCCAAAUGGCGCCGAGCCCCUGGGCCGGACGCUAAGGCGGGCCCCGCUAGGCAGGGCCCGGGCCGGGCUCGGGGGGCCGCCCCUGCUGCUGCCGUCCAUGCUGAUGUUUGCGGUGAUCGUGGCCUCCAGCGGACUGCUGCUCAUGAUCGAGCGGGGCAUCCUGGCUGAGAUGAAGCCCCCUCCCCUGCACCCUCUCGGCCGCGAGGGCGCAGCCUGGCGCGGGACAGUCCCCAAGCUUGGGGAGCUGCCCCUGAAUGCUGGGGACUCGGACUUGCAAGUGCGGCAGGAUGUGCGGAACCGGACCUUGCGGGCGGUGUGCGGACAGCCCGGCAUGCCCCGGGACCCCUGGGACUUGCCAGUGGGGCAGCGGCGCACCCUGCUGCGCCACAUCCUUGUAAGUGACCGCUACCGCUUCCUCUAUUGCUACGUCCCCAAGGUGGCCUGCUCUAACUGGAAGCGGGUGCUGAAGGUGUUGGCGGGUGUUCUGGACAGUGUGGACGUCCGCCUCAAAAUGGACCACCGCAGUGACCUGGUGUUCCUGUCAGACCUGCGGCCUGAGGAGAUUCGCUACCGUCUGCAGCACUACUUCAAGUUCCUGUUUGUUCGGGACCCCUUGGAACGCCUCCUCUCUGCCUACCGCAACAAGUUUGGCGAGAUCCGAGAGUACCAGCAGCGCUAUGGAGCUGAGAUCGUGAGGCGGUACAGGGCUGGAGCUGGCCCCAGCCCGGCAGGGGAUGAUGUCACCUUCCCGGAGUUCCUGAGAUACCUGGUAGACGAGGACCCUGAGCGCAUGAAUGAGCACUGGAUGCCCGUGUACCACCUGUGCCAGCCUUGUGCCGUGCACUAUGACUUUGUGGGCUCCUACGAGCGGCUGGAGGCUGAUGCCAACCAGGUGCUGGAGUGGGUGCAAGCACCACCCCAUGUCCGAUUCCCUACUCGCCAGGCCUGGUACCGGCCAGCCAGCCCUGAAAGUCUGCACUAUCACCUGUGCAGUGCCCCUCGGGCAGUCCUGCAGGACGUGCUGCCUAAGUAUAUCUUGGAUUUCUCCCUCUUUGCUUACCCACUGCCUAAUGUCACUAGGGAGGCCUGUCACCAGUGACCAUGAGUGUAAGGCCAGCAGCUCUUGGGGACUGGUUUUAACAGCUCCUUGUGCUUCUGCCUACCAUUCAGAGAAACCCUGACUCUGGGCUUCAGGGCUUCUCCAGAAGUGUAGAUGGUAGGGUCUGCCCUUGUCCCUGGUGGAUGGCCACAGUAGCUCAGAGGACAGGGCUAGACAGGAAGCCUGCUGCUCCCCAUUGGGGAGAUCUUGCGGGGGAGGGACUGCGUGAUCCUUUUUGUUCUGGCAGGACCAGACAGGAGUUGUGGUGAAGCAACACUCCUGAUCUAAAGACUGUCUCUGGGCCUCUGGCUGCCUGGGAUUGAUCAGUCCAUUUGUUCUACCUUAAUUUAACCUGUGGCUAAACCCAAAGGUGGCACCAGGCAAGAGCAACCAUGACCACAGCCAAGGACUCUCUGGCUCUGAUCCCCCAUUUAUCCAUCCCAUGUGCCUCAGGACUGAAGUGAGCAGUCGUGCCUUAAAACUGACUUUUGCCUUUCUGCUCCAGACUCAGAAUUUCUUACACUUGCUAGGUCCUUUCCAUUUUUUCCAAGGAAAAGAAAACUGAAGCAGGGCCUUUGCCUGGUAGCUCUAGGGCCCAGCCCUGAAGGCAUCCAAAGACCCCUGCGCCCAGCCUUUCCCUAGGGUAUUGAGAACCUCCUCUCUAAUUCUCCCUUCCCUACCCCCAAAGAUUGAGAUUUUAACUGUGGCUAGUAUGUCUGGCUGCCACUUUUCUGAUGCAUUUAUUUAAAUUUUAUACUUUUUGAUAGAACUCUUGUAAGGGCUUUGUUUUCCUAAUAGCUGAAUUUUUAAUAAAGCUGUUUUGUAU